UUUUGCAGCACACAAAAGCAUUGGAUCAUUGACUCAUUCGUAGUCAUCUCCUUCAGAACACUAUUAAUUCCUCCCUCCCUCGCCCUCGUUACUUAUACCAUAGCAUUCCACGUCCCUCGUCUGCCACAGCACUCAGCUUCCACGCAUGGCCGAAGAGGCACCUGCCGAUGUCUUCGUUCCACCCACAAAAUGCCUGCCCAAAUCGCCCUUCCCUCCGCCUCCUCUCUCCAUGUCUUCCUCCGGUAGGAUGACGAGGCUUCUCAUACCUCUCGCCGUCUUAUCCUACCUCCUCUCGCUCCCGGUGCUGGGGCUCGCCGUGUGGCUCCUCGCCACCCGCGAUUACAACUGCGAGGACCUCAUGCAAGCGCCACAGAUCCGCACGACCAUCGGCGUCGGCCUGAUCCUCGUGUUCGCCAUCAGCAACUUCGUGGUGUACUUCGGGCCGCGGUUACUCAUGCCGUGCCACGUGAUCCUCUCUGUGGUGCUCGUUGUGAUGCUCAGCUCCGGGGUGUCCUUGGUGGGGUUGUACAAGAUGGAGACGAGGGGCCUGCCGGGGACGCCAAUGUGGCUCCGCAGCCGGGUGAUGAAUGUGGGGACGUGGGUCGAAAUCAAAAACUGCCUUUACGACGACAGGAUAUGCUUCGACAUGGAAUAUCGAUCCUCCCAGUUCACCUCUGGUGAUUUCACCAUGAUGAAGCUAUCUGCAGUAGAGUCCGGAUGCUGUAAGCCACCAGAGAUCUGCGGAAUGGAGUACGUGAAUGCUACAUAUUGGACAUCUGCGACGAGGAAGGAUGCCAACGACAAGAGAUCGGUUAGAGAUCCAACACCCUACGGUUCGUAUGAUGACUGCCAUGUCUGGAGCAACGAUUCUACGGUCCUUUGUUACAAUUGUGAAUCAUGCAAGUCGGGCUUCGUGAGGGUCAUAUCCCACAGGUGGAGGAAAGUUGGUGUUUUCCUUAUGGUUAUGUCGAUACUGUUUGUGAUCGUCCAUACCGUACGGUUCACCGUCCUUAUGUUAGAUAGAUACAGCACUCACUAGGGACUAACAGCAGUUCCAUUUGCUUUGGACUUCCGAGGAGGGUAGCUGAA
This is a messenger RNA of Musa acuminata subsp. malaccensis (wild Malaysian banana), 1089 nucleotides long. Its product is annotated as tetraspanin-15-like. Gene Ontology annotation, biological process: auxin-activated signaling pathway. The record is from RefSeq and is a predicted model, not a curated record. Lineage: Eukaryota; Viridiplantae; Streptophyta; Magnoliopsida; Zingiberales; Musaceae. Gene Ontology annotation, cellular component: plasmodesma; plasma membrane.